This is a messenger RNA of Pecten maximus, 1705 nucleotides long. RefSeq lists its product as uncharacterized. The transcript is spliced from 4 exons. The record is from RefSeq and is a predicted model, not a curated record. NCBI's taxonomy places the organism in Eukaryota, Metazoa, Mollusca, Bivalvia, Pectinida, Pectinidae. Bases 151 to 894 code for a protein of 247 amino acids.
ACAGUGACGUACAGGUCCAGUGUUAACGUGGACGGUUAUACUACCUGGUAUUAUACAAAGACACUUUGAAACAGAACGGAACGGUACCAUUUCGUCAAAGAGAAAAAUAUCACAAGUGGGUAUGACUCUUUGAACCAACUUUCGUGUUAAAUGAAUCUGCACAUAUAUUGGUCUGUGUGUGUCCUCAAUAUACUGGGGUCUCGUGCAGCACCAUAUAUAGAUGCCUACAUCAAUGCGGACGGAACAGGAUACAACCCCGGGGUUGAAAUGAACCCCGGGACCCCCGGGACAGAGUUCGAGAUUGGUAACUGGACUGGGGACUAUAAUCUGACUAGUGAUUAUGACGGCGACGACUCGUUACCUCCGGAAUUCCUCUACAAAGUUCCCGGCCACACCACUAACUUAACUGUAGAUAAAAUCAUGGACCUGUUUUUAUUCAUGCCAGACGACGAGGAUGUCUGCUACAUCAAAGACAUGGCUGACUUUGAGGAGUACGGGAGUCAGAAAUACAUGGUGACAAAACCUAACGAAUGUAAUAACACAAAUGACGAUCCUAUACCGGAACGCAUUAAUUUAUCACUUCCGGAAAAAUGCCGACCACUUCCAGUUAAAUGGCUAGACGAGUUUUACUGUGACAAUAACCUCGACCUAGACGAUCCAGAUAUCAUUAAAGCUCUCCGACCGUUCCAAGGUCCCAAGCGUUUUUGUUCCUAUAAAUCCAAGACGGUCCAUACACAGAAAUGUUACACAUGGAAUAAGGGGAAUAAGCUAGUGACAAAGAAAACGCUGGUGUGUCUCCGCUCUAUACAGAUCAACAGUCACCUCAAGUGUAAAAAGGAAGUCACCAACUACCAGUCAGAUAAGGAGUACUUCGUCACAGAGGAACAGCGAUAACAUCUUAUCUACACAAACAACCACUCAAAAACUGAAACACGAGCUCCAGUCGGGCUAAUCCAUGCUACCUAACAUGUAUAUUACACAUCACGUGGUAUCUAACAACCGUGUAUUACGCAUCACGUGGUAUCUAACAACCGUGUAUUACGCAUCACGUGGUAUCUAACAACCGUGUAUUACGCAUCACGUGGUAUCUAAUAUACACAACGUAUGUAUAUUACAAAUCACGAGAUACCUAAUAUAUGUAUUUUACAUAUCACGUGAUACCUAAUAUAUGUAUUUUACAUAUCACGUGAUUGUAUACUUCACAUUAUUUAUUUCUAAUUGGUAGGAUAGUUUUAUUAAGGUGUCAUAUAACGGUUUAAUUUUCAAAAAUAAAUUGAAUUGGACAUAAGACAAACUCGUGGGUAAUUUAUCUUAAAAGCAAAUCACUUUUCAAGAUCACUUGACGCAAUACUCAUUUCUCAAACUAAGUUUAUGAUCCAUAGAAUUGAUGCUCUAUCAAAAGGUACGAGAUACCAUUGAGUUUGUGAUUUAUAUAAUAUAGAACAAAUCAGAGUGAAAGAAAUAAUUAGACAGAAAUAAAGCCUUAGUUCUUGAAACCAAAAUUGUUUAUUUCAAUAGGGGCUGUUCGUUAACAAAGGCAACGUCAAACUUAACUUCGGUGUCCUUUGAAAUGCAUUUGCAGAUGUUAUUCCUUGGUUUCGUUGACUGCAGCUUGACAGUACGAUACCGUUGAAAUAUAAAAUGUGGCUGAAGAAUGUUGCUUAUCAUGUCGAACUAAUGUGAAAUAAAAUCUGGUUGUCACGUC